This is a messenger RNA of Stegodyphus dumicola, 702 nucleotides long. RefSeq lists its product as uncharacterized. The record is from RefSeq and is a predicted model, not a curated record. Lineage: Eukaryota; Metazoa; Arthropoda; Arachnida; Araneae; Eresidae.
AUGGAUGAUGUUCUAUCAGGAGCAGAAGAUUUAGAAAAAACUAAAGAACUGCAAAAUCAGUUAGUGAAUCUCUUAAGUCAAGGGGGCAUGAAGCUUCAUAUAUGGUUCACUAAUCACAGAGAAUUGCUGCUUAAUGUUAAUACUAAGACUGAAGAUUAUUCGUUUUCCAAUGAAAUAAAAAAUGAAACGACGGUUUUAGGUAUUUUAUGGAAUCCAGAUUCAGAUGCUUUCACAUUCAACGUAACUACAAAUUUUCAUGAUUACUAUACUAAGAGACAUAUUUUAUCAGCUAUUACUCGAAUAUUUGAUCCACUCGGUUUAAUUGGACCAGUUAUUACGAAAGCCAAAAUUUUUAUGCAGAAGCUUUGGCUUCUAAAAAUUGGCUGGAAUGAUGUGCUUCCCGAAACGGAAUCUCACGAGUGGAAGAAUUUUAUCACGUCGAUGCCUAAAAUUAAUGGUGUAAUUAUUAAUCGAAAAAUUUUGUCUAGCAAUGCUGUUAAAAUUGAAAUGCAUGGAUUUUCUGAUGCUUCAGAAUUAGCUUAUGGAGCAUGCAUUUAUGUCAAAUGUAUAUUGCAAUCGGGUUCCAGUUCAGUAGUUCUUUUGUGCAGUAAAUCAAGAGUCGCGCCAUUAAAAUCAGUUUCUAUCCCAAGACUUGAACUCUGUGGUGCAGUGUUACUAUCGCAGUUAAUGGAUAAGGUGUGA